This is a messenger RNA of Culex quinquefasciatus (southern house mosquito), 1126 nucleotides long. RefSeq names its product hydroxyacylglutathione hydrolase, mitochondrial (gene tzn). NCBI's taxonomy places the organism in Eukaryota, Metazoa, Arthropoda, Insecta, Diptera, Culicidae. The transcript is spliced from 2 exons. The record is from RefSeq and is a predicted model, not a curated record. Bases 95 to 1003 code for a protein of 302 amino acids. Gene Ontology annotation, molecular function: hydroxyacylglutathione hydrolase activity.
AGUCGUAGUCGAUUCCUUUGUUUUUUUGCUUAGCUCUUCCUAACGCUUUUAUCUUGUGUGUUUGUACUUUGUAUCUUCCCCCCGGUGACCAUCAAUGUCUGGACUGUUGAACAUUUUACCCCACCGAAUCUCACAGGGACUGACCGCGGCCUAUUUCACCGUAACCAGCUGGAGCAUUCGCGGCCGAUCUACGCUAGUGCAGACGACCGAAAUGGCACGCAUGACGGUGCAGAAGAUUCCGGCGCUGAAGGACAACUUCAUGUACCUGGUGGUGUGCAACGAGACCAAGAGCGCCGCCAUCGUCGAUCCGGUCGAGCCGGACCGGGUGCUGCAGGUGGCCAAGGAGGCGGGGGUCUCGCUGACCAAGGUCCUGACGACGCACCACCACUGGGACCACGCCGGAGGCAACGCCGACCUGUGGAAGCGCUACCAGGCGGAUCCCUCGCUAGGCAAGCUGUCCAUCUACGGUGGCAACGACGAACGCAUCGACAACCUGACCAACCCGGUCGGCCAAGACGACACGCUGGAGAUCGGAAACCUUAAAGUGCGUUGCAUCUCCACGCCGUGCCACACGACGUCCCACAUCUGCUACUACAUCGAGACGCCGGAAGACAAGGUCGUCUUCACGGGGGACACGCUCUUCCUGGCCGGUUGUGGCCGCUUCUUCGAGGGAACUGCGCAGCAAAUGUACGACGCGUUGAUUACGAAGCUUUCGGCCCUGCCGGACGACACCAAGGUGUACUGUGGCCACGAGUACGCGCUGAACAACCUGCGCUUCGCGAGUACCGUCGAGCCGGACAACGUGGACAUUACGCAGCUGCUGGGCAUUGCGAAGGAGGCGGAUUUGGAGGGAAGGCGAGCGAUGGUGCCGUCCACGAUUGGGCAGGAGAAGCGUACGAACGUUUUCAUGAGGGUUGGCGAGGCAGUUGUGCAGAAGUUUGUGGGGAAAAGUACUCCGUUGGAGACGAUGCAGGCGCUGCGAGCGGCGAAGGAUAAGUUUUAAGGAGGGUGAUUGAAGGGUUGUUAGAGUUUGGCUUUUGGUUACGAAGCAAAGCUUCAGUUGGUUGUACUUUUUGGAUAAAAAUAUUAUUUCAGGAACAAUAAAAUCAUUAAAAAUCUUCUCGAA